AAUGCGCUUUGCGCAAGCUGGACAAUCAUCCACAUCACAGUCCUCUGGAGCAUCUUGUGAUACACGGACCCAAGAGCAUCGACCAUGACGACUAUGGAUUCCAUCUCCGUACAUUCACUCCCCUCAUGCGCUUCUCACGUCUCAAGGAGGUUCUCCUUCCGUCGUUUUGUAUAUCAUGGCUUGAUGAUGAUGCACUUGGCACCAUCGUCAAGUCAUGGCUACGCUUCGAGCGCCUUGACCUUGGAACAGCCCAUUUCUGGCAGACACCACCCAGGAUUACGUUUCGGGGCCUUGUCACCUUACUGUCGUCUUGCCCCAAUCUCGAGCACCUUGGUUUGGUAUUCGACACCAGGAACGUAGGUCCGAUUCAAGCUGAGAGGUCUGGAGGUGUUUGCAACACAAAUAUCAGGAAGUUCUCCGUCGGGUGCUCUCCAAUCGAACAACCACCGCAAGUCGCGCUUGCGCUUUCGCAGAUCUUACCGUGCUUGAUGAAUAUCGCGAUUGAGCCAUGGGCCUGGGGUGUCGACCAAGAGGCACGAAGGUCCAAGUGGAGAAAGGCGUUGAACUGCAUCAGAGCUUGUGCCUUCACCAAACAGCCGGACUUAUGUGCUUGACAUUUAGUGUCACACUACUGUACAAAAGAUGAAGUCUCUUGUCAAGCGUUGUCCUAGGUAAUCAUACUUUCUUGAG
Messenger RNA from Suillus subaureus, 690 nucleotides. RefSeq lists its product as uncharacterized. The record is from RefSeq and is a predicted model, not a curated record. The transcript has a single exon. Lineage: Eukaryota; Fungi; Basidiomycota; Agaricomycetes; Boletales; Suillaceae. The coding region runs from base 126 to 614 and encodes 162 amino acids.